GGACGGGUCACGUGGUAGUAUCUGCCAGAAGGAGACCUCCAAAGCUUGGCCAUCAGGGAAGCGCCUCCACCCUUUCCAAAAAUGCCCCGGAAGUGCCUCCGUCCUCAGUAAAGAUGGCCGUAACCCUUGACAGGAGGGAGGCGGGGCUGCGCCUGCGCAACAAGUUCAGCGGGGAAAAUGGCGGAUGACAAGGAUUCUCUGCCCAAGCUUAAGGACUUGGCGUUUCUCAAGGACCAGCUGGAGAGCCUGCAGCGGCGUGUGGAAGAUGAAGUCAACAGUGGUGUGGGCCAGGACGGCUCGCUGUUGUCCUCCCCAUUCCUCAAGGGCUUCCUGGCUGGCUAUGUGGUGGUGAAACUGAGGGCAUCAGCAGUAUUGGGCUUUGCCGUGGGCACCUGCACUGCCAUCUACGCAGCUCAGGCAUAUGCUGUGCCCAUUGUGGAGAAGACAUUAAGGGACUAUCUGCGGUCACUGUGCAAGGGACCUGACUAGCUCUGGAUGCCAUGGGGGAGGCAGGAUGAGCACCUGGGGCCUGCAGGUGGAGGUCUUUCAAGCACAGACACCAUUUCUGGCUUCCUCGGCUGUCACCUGUUUGCUGUCUCCAACUUUCCUGCCACCUUCAUCCUUGCUUCCCUUCCUGAAGAGAGUGGACAGUGGCUCAUCAGCCAGCACCCUGGACUCCUUCCCUCCCUAAUCCCAUGGGACUGGGCCAAAGACUGCAGCUUCUAGGGCCGGCAGCCCCUUUUCCAGCCCUGAUUGUGGAGUUUGCAGCUGACUCUGAUCCUCAGUAUUCUCUCUGGUGAUGUACCAUGGCUCCUCCCUCCUGGGAGCUGGCUCCAUAACUUCAUUUUCCCCAAAUGUGUCACAAUCCCCACUGCCUCUUGCCAUUUACACAGGC
This is a messenger RNA of Equus quagga, 895 nucleotides long. RefSeq names its product SLC35A4 upstream open reading frame protein-like. Bases 178 to 489 code for a protein of 103 amino acids. The record is from RefSeq and is a predicted model, not a curated record. The transcript has a single exon. NCBI's taxonomy places the organism in Eukaryota, Metazoa, Chordata, Mammalia, Perissodactyla, Equidae.